Molecule: messenger RNA, 467 nt
Organism: Saprolegnia parasitica CBS 223.65
Lineage: Eukaryota; Oomycota; Saprolegniomycetes; Saprolegniales; Saprolegniaceae
Exons: 1
Coding region: 63-467 (134 amino acids)
Source: RefSeq, a predicted model, not a curated record
GUUCGUGGUACUGCUUUGAGGACCAUCUGCGCGCGUCCCAGCGCACAUUUCGUGUACCGGCGAUGGUGUUCGACUCGGCGCCGAGCCGGGCAACGACCAAGGCGCUCCGCGAGACGUGGAAAGGUGCUGGCAACUUGCCGUCGCUCGGGCUCUCGCUGGGCAUGCGCGCCUUCCUCGUGCAGUUGACCUUGUAUCCGUACGUGACGCGCACGGCCAACGUCUUUGGCUUGCACUGGCAGCGCUUCUUUGUCGAGCAGGCGCACAUUCCCAAGCUCUUUCUGUACUCGAACGCGGACGAAAUUGUGAGCGCCGAGUGCGUCCAAGCAGCCAUCGAGGACGCGACCGCCCGCGGGAGUGACGUGGCGAGUGUCAACUAUGGUCAGUCGCCGCACGUCUCGCACCUUGCGACCGACCCGGUGGGCUACACCCAACACCUGCAGGCUUUUCUGGACAAGCACGUGCGAUAA